Messenger RNA from Exaiptasia diaphana, 1593 nucleotides. RefSeq names its product nucleolar and coiled-body phosphoprotein 1. The transcript is spliced from 8 exons. The record is from RefSeq and is a predicted model, not a curated record. Gene Ontology annotation, cellular component: nucleoplasm; nucleolus. Lineage: Eukaryota; Metazoa; Cnidaria; Anthozoa; Actiniaria; Aiptasiidae. Bases 157 to 1575 code for a protein of 472 amino acids.
CCACCUUUAAAGAAACAAAGGAAAACUGUAACAUCAUCAGAAGAUAGCGAAGGAGAAAGUGAGGAGUCUUCUGAUGAAGUUGAAGAAACAAAGAAACCAACAAAACGAAAUGCUAAAAAAGCAAAUAAGAAUCAGUCUUCGUCAAGUGCAGAGAGUAUGGAUGUAUCUGACAAUAAUUCAACCAAGAAAUCUAAAAAAGAUGUGAAGAAAUCAAAGACAUCGAGUAGCUCAAGUAGUGACAGUAGCUCAGACGAAGAUGGAGAAAAGAUAACGAAAGCAAAAGUUGUGAAGAAAGUUGUUUCCAAAAUGAAAGAUACUAGUUCUGAGAGCGAGAGCAGUGAAGAAGAAUCCCUAAGUAAAUCAAAAAUAACCAAGAAAAGUAAAGGUAAAGAGGACSAUUCAAGUUYAGAAAGUGAAGAAAGCUCGGAAGAUGAAAAAGCAAACAUUGCUAAAGAAACUAAAACUAAAAAGAAACAUGUGUUAGAAGAGAWGUCAGAUCCAGAAGGCGAUGAAAGCGCAAAGAAAGAAAAGAAAGCUAAGCGCAACAAAGGGAAAGCAAAGAAGAAAGAUUCAAGUAGCUCAGAAAGUGAUAAAAGUACAGAUGAAGAGCCAACAAAAACUAAAAAAGGCGUGAAAUCAAAGGAGUCUUCAACUAGUGAGGACAAUUCCGAAGUCUCUUCAAAUAAACAAAGGGAAAAAGUUAGUAAAAUGAAGAAAGAUUUAAAACAUAAAUCUCAAGCAAAGAAUAACGAAGAGUCAAGUUCUGAGUCAGAAAGUGAUGAUAGCUCAGAAAAUCAAUCUGACAAACCAGCAAAAAAGAGCAAAACGUCCACAGCAACGAAGAAGAAAAAGGAGACCUCAAGCUCAGAAUCUGAUAGCUCAGAGGAUGAAACACCCAAACAAGUUAACAAAAAGGUAGAAAGUUAUGAAGAGCAAACAUCAGAUAGCAGUGAAUCUGAGAGUGAAGAUGCAGCGCCAUUGAAGAAAAAAAGUAAGAAGAAAAAGGAGACAUCCUCUUCGAGUGACGAUAGCUCUGAAGAAGAAAAGAAACCUAAAGAUAAAAAACAAAAGAAAAAACCACAAGAUGGUACUUCAGAAGAAUCAUCAAGUGAAGAGGGUCAGAAUUCAUCGAUUCAAAAAGCUAUUAAGAAACUUACUAAUGGACAUUCUAACCAAUCAGACUCACAAUCAGAAUCAAGCAAAGAAGCAGACUCUGAUGAGGAACGGCAGAAAACCAAGAAAAAGAAGAAAAAAGAGUCUAAGACGCGAAUGUCGUCAACACCUUUUCCAGUCAAUGAAUCUGAUUCGAAGAAAAACACUAUGAAUGGUUCUUCCAAAAAGACCCCAUUUCGUCGUGUUGUAGAGGAACACGUAGAAGUUGACCCACGACUGCAGGACAAUAGCUUUGAAGCAAAGUUGGGAGCCACUGGUGACUGGGGUGAGAGAGCAAACAAGGAUCUGAAGUUCACUAAAGGAAAAUCGUUUCGUCACGAGAAGACGAAGAAGAAACGAGGAAGUUAUAGAGGAGGCGCCAUCAACACUUCUGUAAACUCCAUUAAGUUUGAUAGUGAUUAAACAGUACUGAACGUUCCU